AUGAAUACAAAUAUCUCUUGCUAUGAUGAAAUAGGGUCUUGCGUCGCGCUCAUAUGUCAACAGAUCAUUGAUAACGACGAUAGAAUCGAAUCUGCAAUUCCAGUUCGAGUCGGAUUUGAUUAUAACGAACCAUUUCGAGGCGCACCACAGCAUUGGGCCAUCUGGCUUGUAUUCAGAGAUAGUAUCAGAAUUUUUUUGCCAUUGUCACUUUCUCUUAAGGGUGCAGUAGUCAAUGAGAUGGCCCCUGACACCUUGUACCUCCAAGGCUGGACGAUAGAUCACGAAUUGAUGAAGUGCAGAGGACGAAAGAGGAAACGCAUUGACAGCAGAGAGCAGGUGGUCGAGUAUAUGCAGAGAUAUUACAAAGACUCACAACCUAUACAUUCGAAAUUGAGGUUGAGUCCGGUCCUUUACAUCACAGACGUUGAGAUGCUUUUCUUACAGACAUCUUCUUGGAGGCCGCGCCGUUUUGCCCCGACGUGGACAUUAUACACCACAAUCUUGCAUUCCAGCUACCGGUUUGGACAGCCAUUGAGCCCAAUGUAUGGCAAGUAUACAGAUAUCAAAUCCAUGAUAAAUGCGAUUAUAGAGAAGGCGCCUCGAGUGUCCUUCUUCAAAGCGCCAGUGCAACCUUCUCAGCUAGUCGAGCUCGGUCAUUAUACACUCAUCAAUAGAGUCACUGAUGAACAGAUUCUAACUCGGUCUUCACACCAUCUUGACGCUUCUGGUAUUGGCACCCCACCGAAGCUGGGACUUGAAGACAUUGAAAAGUCAUUCGAACACGAAGAUGUCACUGCUACCUCUAUACAAAACAUUCGCAGCAAAAUUACGCAUGCACUGAAGCUGAGCCUGGUAGAAUCUAUGGAGUUUGUUGACGAGAAGAGAAGAUGCAUGUUUUAUACAUGUCCAGAGUCCCAGGCUUCUGUAGCUUCGUAUUACUGCCUAUACCACUCCAGGGCACUCAUCAAUCAUGCCUCUAAUCUGUCUGGCUCAACUUUGGGCGGGAUUUUGCUCGCAGAUGGCGCCUCUAAGCGAGAGAUAUCUAUCACAGGUGAUACGCGGGGAGCUUUACUACAGCUUAAAAGCCUUUACUCGCGCCCUAACAGAACUUGGAUCAUUGACUUCGAAUUUAUCUCGAUGCCAGCUAAAUACUCGCCAAUUCCGCUGCAAUUUGCGAUUAGACAGCUCGAUGGAAAAAUUCUAUAUGCGGAAAGUGUGGAUUACAGCAUGUCUAUGGGAGAACUCGUAGAAGCCGUCUCCCCAUACGUCUCUAAUAAGCAUAAAAUGAUGGGGACGCUUUUUCUGAGGUGCUAUGGCGGUCUGAGAACGAAUGGCGAUACCCCCUCCAAAAUAAGGGAGUUUGUCAGGACUGUCUGUGGCUAUGACCAUAGUGGCGUACAGCUACUAUCCUGGUUUUCUGCUCAAGACAUGCAAUGUUUCCUCAGGCUACUUACUGGGAAAGAUGUGUUGAUCCACAGCAAGAUUUCUCAUCUAACAUCUACGAAUUUUCAACCAGUCAACAUCGGUGACCUAUGUAGGAAACUCCUACCUAAUCUCCCCUCAAAGCGACUCGAAUCGGUCAGGGAGUACCUCGUAAGAGGCAAAGAAAACAUGUCAUCUCGAAAUUAUCACAAUGCAUCUUAUGAUACUCGUGCAAUGGCAGAUAUUGUGGAGGCUCUUGUACGUUUGGUAUGA
Messenger RNA from Aspergillus eucalypticola CBS 122712, 1695 nucleotides. RefSeq lists its product as uncharacterized. The transcript has 2 exons. The coding region runs from base 1 to 1695 and encodes 564 amino acids. NCBI's taxonomy places the organism in Eukaryota, Fungi, Ascomycota, Eurotiomycetes, Eurotiales, Aspergillaceae. The record is from RefSeq and is a predicted model, not a curated record.